Oncorhynchus masou masou (cherry salmon) is the source of this 2894-nucleotide messenger RNA. RefSeq names its product abl interactor 2-like. Lineage: Eukaryota; Metazoa; Chordata; Actinopteri; Salmoniformes; Salmonidae. The record is from RefSeq and is a predicted model, not a curated record. Gene Ontology annotation, biological process: neuron migration. Gene Ontology annotation, cellular component: actin-based cell projection; SCAR complex; lamellipodium. The transcript has 10 exons. The coding region runs from base 271 to 1641 and encodes 456 amino acids. Gene Ontology annotation, molecular function: signaling adaptor activity; SH3 domain binding.
GGGAUAAAUUGCACACAUUAGGCCUAUUUAUUAUGCGCACUGAUUUUCCGCGGCAUGUUCACGUGAGAUGCAACAUCAAAGGCUUUAUUGCGUUAUACACACCAUCAGCAGCUACGCCUUGCAAAUGUCAAGGCGUUGCAGAAAGAGGAAGAUCAAGUGAGCUACACGACACACACAGUCGAAGUGCUUACAAGUUCCCACAAGUGCCUCACGGAGAGGUUUCAGUCGCCACGGGUUUCCAAAGAAGACAGUUGCGCGCAAAGGGGAAUCAUGAAGGACCAAAGCUGUACUGAUGAAAUUACACAAAUCUUCCAAGAGGCUCCGUCGGCGAGACGAGCCCUGUUGGACAACUACGACAACUUGAUGAAGGUGGCUGAAUACUGCGAGAGCAACUACCUGCAGGCAGGUGCGGAUGCGGUCAAGGCCCUGGAGGAGACUAAGAACUUUACAACCCAGUCUCUGGCCAGUGUGGCCUACCAGAUCAGCACCCUGGCCUCCAACGUCCUCAAGCUGCUCGACGCACAGAACUCCCAGCUCAGAGACAUGGAGUCUUCUGUCAACCUCAUCGGACAGACAGUGGACAUGCACAGAGAGAAGGUGGCCCGGAGAGAGAUUGGGGCUUUCACCACAGCCAAGAGGGUUCCCCGCAGUCACAAAAUAAUCCCCCCGGCAACAGGCAAGGAGCCCAAACCCAAGUACACCCGUAGUCCCAUCGCCUACUCUGACCUGGACACACUGGGACAUGGCAUGAAGGAUUCUGGUAAGCUGAUGGGGAAAGCAGGGUCAUCAAAACGCAAACAUGGCGGCACAAUCAGGAGCACUUCCAGAGCACCCCCAGAGCCUGUCCAGUGUCCCACAGCCCCCUCUCUGUCUCGAGGGGCGUCCCUCACCUCUCUCAAUGAUCGCUCCAUUGGGUCCAGCUUUGGCAAGGCCGUGCCUCCCCCCGUGGUCCCCGGCUGGCCCGCGUCACCCGACUCUGACAUCAUCACCACCCUGCUAGAGGAGGCCCCACCCCCACCACCGCCCCUGUCUCUGAUGGAGGAUGGUGACGCCGCCAUGACAGCUGCGGCCCCUCUUCCUCCUCCUCCCAUGGCGCCUCCUGCCUCCUCUCUGGAUGUCCCUAGUCUGCCCCCCACCACCACAACCAGCACCCCUGAACCUGCUCAUACCAGCCUAGCCUGCAUCCCCCCUCCCCCUGCCCCACCCCCACUGGAGACUGUGGCUGAAGAGAACGGCUUCCCGCCCCCAAUGCCACCACCAUCUGACGAGCCUCUCCCGCCACCAGCCAGUGAGGGCCUGGAGCUCCCUGACCCGCCCCCUCCACCGAGUGAUGAAGUGGAUGAAGAUCUGGUGAUCCCAGCCCCGCCUCCUCCACCUUUUACCGACAGUGUGGGUGGCUUUGAUGACGUCAUGCCACCCUUACCUCCCCCUGCUGAUUAUGACACGACUGGCCCUACAGACUUUUUAGAGAAAGUGGUGGCGCUGUACAGCUACAACUCAGGGAAGCCUGGCGACCUGAUGUUCCAGGAGGGAGAAGUCAUCUACCUGAUCAAGAGGAAUGAAGACGGCUGGUGUGAGGGAACACUCAACGGAGUAGAGGGAUUCUUCCCUGGGAACUACGUAGAUUCCUUCACUAACUAAGAUAUUAGACCGCUUAAAGGUGGACUCAGCGAUAUGACGAAUAUGCAGAAAGUAAACAGCACAGUGGGUCAAUUUCCGCGAGGCUCAACUUGUCCUCUGUUUUGGUCUUGUGGCUACCAUGUUGUAAAAGCGUGAAGCGCACCCGUGCACGUGCGCAGAUACUGUGUGUGAGAGUGGAGUCGUGCAUCUCGCUUAUCGCAAUAUCUGCGGUGCUGCUCGUGGCAAUGUCAUUUCGCUUAGUCUACCUUUUAAUAUGAAGAGGGAAAGUCAGCUCUGUCCACAAACAACCCCUAACCCUAAACCCUAGGUCUACCUAGGUACUUUAUGUUGAUCAGGAUGAUUUGAACCGGUGUAAACAUACAUACUCACAUCAUUGGUAUAAGAAAUAACUAUUGUAGCUUUAUCUGUCCCUUUGAUAGGCCAGGUGGAAUUUCAAUCAUAAUGCCUGUCAGGUAUAGAGUUUCGGGCUAGUGGUUAUUGAGUUGUUUCUUGAUGGGGACGUGGUCAACUGUAGAAAGACCUCUACUGACCCCUACUGGUCAUAGUAAUAUGAACGGAAAAUAAGGCAAUAUUUCCACUUGGAAUGAUGGCAGGACUCUGAAAUAUAACCACUAUAUGGCGCGAUGGGCUAGUUAUAUAUUACCAAGAGGGUCACUAGGUAGGACGACUUAAAUACCUGCUAUCUUUCAACCAAGACUAGAUCAAAUAUAAAAAAGUCAGCUUGCUUAUUAACUAUGAAGGUAGUGAAUACUUGGGAAAUGCUUUGCAAGUUAUACAAUAGCUCUAUGUCCCGUUCAGUAUUGUUUUACAAGUACUAUAGUACCAGUAUAUGAGCUACUGCUGUGUUCAGUAGAACAAGCCCUAAACUCUGUAUAAUGAUGUGGUAAAGUUGCUUCUGUUUUUCUGUCAAUGUGACCAGCCAGUGUUUGCUGCUGCAAUUUUUUGGCUCUGCAGGAUGAUAUUGGUCACUUAAUUAGACUUGCACUAAUAUAUUUUGUAAUAUUCAAACUCCGAUGAAAUAAUAUAUGGAUUAUAGAGACAAUUCUCUGAGAAAAUAUGUGUAUGAAUUCUGUUACCAGGUGAAAAUAUUUUACUGGCAGUGAGGUCAUAUGAGAUUGAGAAAUGUAAAAGUGAUUUUAAACUUGUUAAUGUGGUCAGUUAGUUUCAUUUUUGAUGUUUAGUGUAUCCUUUGAGGUUGAACAAUGUUUCAUUUACAUGUCUGUCAAUAAAAUGCGUAGCUUUUCCAAAUCAAA